AGGUAGCACGGGUGGUUAAUGCCGUUCACACGAACACAAGAGACGCACCGUCGUCCUCUCUCUUUUUCGCCAAUUAAAAUCGAAGUAUUAUAACCAAUCAGGAAGAACCACACUCGCUCCACAUGCCUUCGUGACUCCUCCGGUUCUUUUCAAUUUCAGAUGGGCGUCGGGUGACAAGGGAAACUCAACCCCGCAGCAAAGUGCCACUUGUCCGUUGGGCCUUCACGUCAUCGCCCGACGCGACCCUCUCUUAUGGCCCUCCGAAAUUUUGCAUCGCGUCCGCAGUCUCUCGCCAGGCCAUUUGCAGUCGGGCCUCGUUGAAGCGUAACUUUUGAUCUGAUCGAUGGUCACCAAUACCUCCAAAUCUAACACGCGAUCCCCUCUAACUCUCACCAACCUUUUCUUCUAACACUAUUUGACCAUUGACCGAGCCACGGCGCUCUCUUGCCAAUGCCCGACGGCGAUCAGACCAACAACGGAGAUUACGAAUACAUCGACUACCACAUUUUCCCCCCCGUUGAGCAUGAGAGGUUGUUAUCAUGGAAGGCUGGAACAGGGAGUGUGCUCGUCGCCGCUCAAAAAGGCAGGCCCCAGAAAACGGAUACGGACGAAGAGGAUGUUGCCGUUCCUCGAGGUAAUAAAGUGUUAGUGAUGCAGGCAAUAGUUAAAUUGGUGACGAAAAAUGCCUAGUAAGGAAAUACAGUCUAGAGUAUCUCGAAGCCCUUUACAAAGCCCAACAUCAAAUCCAACUUGUAAUCCAU
Messenger RNA from Thermothelomyces thermophilus ATCC 42464, 761 nucleotides. RefSeq lists its product as uncharacterized. NCBI's taxonomy places the organism in Eukaryota, Fungi, Ascomycota, Sordariomycetes, Sordariales, Chaetomiaceae. The transcript has 2 exons. The record is from RefSeq and is a predicted model, not a curated record. Bases 451 to 690 code for a protein of 79 amino acids.